Molecule: messenger RNA, 603 nt
Organism: Pyrenophora tritici-repentis Pt-1C-BFP
Lineage: Eukaryota; Fungi; Ascomycota; Dothideomycetes; Pleosporales; Pleosporaceae
Product: ATP-synt-B domain containing protein
Source: RefSeq, a predicted model, not a curated record
AUGACGACCCAGGAAUUGGGGAGCAAGGCGACGGCGAUACCUGGCCUUAGCUGCGCAAAAUUUUUGACGCUGCGGUGGCUGACAAGGCCAAAUUUGAAGCCAAACGGCUAUCCCAAGGCCUGCACUCGCUGCGACGAGUGGCACGGCGGAGCUGUAUUCUACAGUCCCAGGAAGCUUGCCAGCGAGCGCGCGCGCAAGGCCGCAGAACUGGACGAAGCCGCGGAGCUACAACUCCAAAAAGCUCGCGAUAGAGAGAUUAAAGCGGCAGAAGCAGCUGAGAAAAAGCGCUCUCAAGAAGCUGCAAAGGUGGCUCGACAACAAGCCAAAAUUGCUAAGGAUGCGGAGCAGUUACGGCAGCGUGAGGAGAAAGCUGCCAAACGGGCACUUAAAAAGCUGCAACAAGCUGCAACCGCUCAAAAAAGUCGCGAUACAGCAAAUAAGCGUAAGCGAGAAGCCUCACACAAGCCAGCAAAAAAACCGACAAAGCGUCGUCGUGUUGUUGCUCCAUCAAGUGGUGUGGUUGCUGGUCCGCCCGAGGCGUCUCCUCCACCCAAAUUUAGCCUGCGCAACCGCCAAAUCAAGACGCCAGCGAGAUACAAGUAG